AUGAGCGCGGUCGAGCUGAACCUUGCCGAGACGUUCCAUGGCGUCGACGCGCAGCACCUGAACUACCAGCGCAAAACGACGCAGGGCCUCGCGCCACUCCUCUACAUCUCGUGGAUGCUCUCUGGCGCCUCCUUGGGCAUCUUUACAAUCGUGCAGAACAUCAGCAUCCCCAUCAUCGUCCAGCCGCACUGCUACGGCGCCCUCUGUGCCGUCAUAUUCUGCCAGAUGCUCUACUACGACAAGGGCUACCGCUGGUACAGCGCCGUCGGCGCCUUCCUCCUCUACGCCAUCGCGUGCAGCGGCUUCGAGGUCGGCAUGGUCUACGCGUCGAGGUUCGUCGAGCACCACCACCACAGCGACGGCUUGACGAUGCUUUGGGGCAUCUUGAGCGACAUCUUCCUGUUCGUCGGCUUCGUGCCGCAGUUCAUCGAGAUCUACAAGGCGCGCGAGGUCUAUGCGCUCUCGUACCUCUUUCUCGCAAUGGACUCGCUCGGCGCCGUCUUCUCGAUCAUGAGCCUCGCGUUCAAGGACUCGUUCGACGGCAUCGCGUUCGCCGGCUACGCCGUCGUCCUCCUCGCCGAGAUCGUCAUCUUCCUCCUCGCUCUCGUCCUCAACCCUCGAGCGCGCCGCACGCGCGCACAGCUCGGGAGCGAGCCGGGCUCGUGCGACUCGUCGUGCGCGAAGGCGGGCCCACCACUUGGGAAGGUCGACGUCGAGGCGCAGCGAGCGGGUGCGGGUGCGGCUGAGGGCGUCGGGUUGCCGGUCAAGGUCGAGCCGGCACGCGCAGCAUAGACGAGGCGAGGCGCUGUAGACUCUCUCGUGUACAUAGACUCGUCGUCGACGCUCU
Messenger RNA from Rhodotorula graminis WP1, 847 nucleotides. RefSeq lists its product as uncharacterized. Bases 1 to 792 code for a protein of 263 amino acids. The record is from RefSeq and is a predicted model, not a curated record. Lineage: Eukaryota; Fungi; Basidiomycota; Microbotryomycetes; Sporidiobolales; Sporidiobolaceae. The transcript is spliced from 8 exons.